AUGGGCGAAAUUGAACGGCGCAGAUCAUUUGGAGUCGGAGGCGCUGGCAACAUUCGGACACGCGCAGAAGCGGAGCUACAUGAUUGGCCCCCUACCGACAACAAGGAGCGUCGCCGGAUUAGCCUGACUUCGAGUUCAAGUCAUCACGACGGGGAGCGCAGGUCGUCCAAGGUCUCCGAGACGAUCAAGAACAUCUUCAGGAGUCCGGGCACCAAGUCAGACUCUGAGACAACUGAGUGA
Anthostomella pinea is the source of this 240-nucleotide messenger RNA. NCBI's taxonomy places the organism in Eukaryota, Fungi, Ascomycota, Sordariomycetes, Xylariales, Xylariaceae. The record is from the annotation of a GenBank genome assembly.